Messenger RNA from Leptopilina boulardi, 780 nucleotides. Its product is annotated as keratin-associated protein 4-8-like. The transcript is spliced from 9 exons. The record is from RefSeq and is a predicted model, not a curated record. Bases 52 to 780 code for a protein of 242 amino acids. NCBI's taxonomy places the organism in Eukaryota, Metazoa, Arthropoda, Insecta, Hymenoptera, Figitidae.
GUAAUUCCAGAAUUGGUUUUUUUUUGAAGAAAAUAUCGAAUAAUAAAAAAGAUGAAAUAUUGCACUAUUCUAAUUUUGUGCGCUGGACUUUUUGUCGUUAAUGGACAACAAUGUGCAAACGAAGGUGGACAAUGUCGCAACGAUGGUGAAUGCUGUCAGAAUCUUCGAUGCAAUAGAGAAAAAUGUGAAAAAAUUGAAGUAGACUGUCAACGAGAGGGACAGCGUUGUCAAGAAGAUUGUAAUUGCUGUCAAGAUUUUCGAUGCAAUGAUAGAGAGAAAAUAUGCGAGAGAAGAAGAGAGGAAUGUCGAAAAGAGGGUCGAGAGUGUCGGAACGAUGGUGAAUGCUGUCGGAAUCUUCGAUGCAAUAGAGAUAGAUGUGAAAAAAGAGAAGGUCCUCUAGAAUGUCAACGUGAGGGACAACGAUGCCAAGGUGACUGUAAUUGUUGUCAGAAUCUUCGAUGCCAUGAUAGAGAUAAAGUAUGCGAGAGAGUAAGAGAUGAUUGUCGAAAAGAGAAUCAAAAUUGUCGCAACGAUGGAGAAUGUUGUCAAAAUCUCCGAUGUACUCGAGAGAGAUGUGUAAGAAAAGGAGGUAGCGAUGAUUGUCAACGUGAAAAUGAAGAUUGCAGAAAUAGAGAUUGUUGUAGAGAUUUAAGGUGUCGUAAUGAUCGUUGUGUUAAAGAUACUUGUCGUGAAUUUGGACAGGAGUGCGAAGAAAAUAGACAAUGUUGUAUUUUCUUAACAUGCGAUCGUCGUCAAAGGCGUUGUACUUUUGGUUUCUAA